Molecule: messenger RNA, 8073 nt
Organism: Rhipicephalus sanguineus (brown dog tick)
Lineage: Eukaryota; Metazoa; Arthropoda; Arachnida; Ixodida; Ixodidae
Gene: sog
Product: dorsal-ventral patterning protein Sog
Exons: 23
Coding region: 237-3116 (959 amino acids)
Biological process (GO): multicellular organism development
Molecular function (GO): protein binding
Source: RefSeq, a predicted model, not a curated record
GUUCGACGCGCGCGCCCGCCGGGCUUUAGUUGAUGUCGAGAGCGUCGCAGGACGCGCGCGCGCGCAUCUCUUCUCGCCCGUUGGUCGGUGGAGUAUUUUUUGUUUCCUUCGAGGGCGCUCGCUCGUUCAUCGCAAGCCUGCAACAAGGAUUAUCGCGAAGUCGUGCGACGGGACCACGCCUGCCGCUGCGGUGCACGGGACUACCGAGAAGAGGACCUGCACUGCACUAAUAAGUGAUGAUGAUGAUGCUUCCGGCUAUGCGUGCGUUCGUUCUCCUCUCGCUGGUGUUCUUGUCCGGUGCGGUCGGAGUUGCGGUCGCUGCUAGACGUCGUGGCGGCGGCGGUAAGCCGCCCAUCGUCGAAGAGGCCACGCGCAGGAAGCUCAACAGACAAACACAUUGCCAGUUUGGAAACCUGACGUACGAGCUGGAGGAACGAUGGCGUCCCGACCUGGGUCCACCUUUCGGCGUGCUCUAUUGCGUUCGCUGUGAGUGCACUCCUGUUCACCGUAAAAAGAGGGUCGUGGCCCGGGUCCGCUGCGAGAACAUCAAGAACGACUGCCCCAAGCCGACCUGCGACGACCCCGUGCUCCUUUCCGAGAGAUGCUGUAAGACCUGCCCGGGAGAAGACUAUGCAGACUUGGAAGAGGGCUUGGCCUUGCGCAAGCUGGAACUGGAUGAUGAGGACAGGAACUCCAAAGAGUUCAGUGCACUGCUCACUGGUCGUGGUUCGUAUCCCACCGUGGCUACGACCGUUGCGGCCGUCGGGUACUUGACCUACAUAAAGAAGGACCUCCACAUCGGCGUCUACCACAACAGCCCCACUCCCGUCACCAGCAUCCUCAUCACAAACGAAGAGGGCUACAUCGUCCAAGAGCAUGAAGUGGCAAACAAGAACACGCUGUCUGCCGACAACAGCACUCAGGUUUGUGCCGUGUGGAACAAGAUCCCGAAGGUGUACCGGCGGCUUCUCCAAAAGGAAAAGCUUCACAUGGCACUGGUGACCAACGGACAUCCCAACGGACUGGUGGCAGGUCGCAUUGUGCAGUCCACUAGGCUCGAACCAGAGGUGUUCAGCUCGCUCAUGGUUCCCGAACCUGGGGUGAAGGAGACGCUGGGCGGCGGAGGCGUCGCCGCUAUUUCGCCGUCCAGGACGGACAUCCACGUCACGGUCAUGUUCAACGGAAUAUUCUCUCCGACAGACGCCAGAGACGUGGUAGUCAAACUAAGCCUCCUAGCUGGAAAGCUCACUGAGCCGACCGUGGUCGCCAGCUCCGAAAUAACGCUGCCGAAAAUUCACGUCUCGCUCAACACGGCCAGCGUGAAGCUGACCCUGCCUCCGGAGCAGCAGCCGUUGCUGGUGGCCGGCAAACUGAGCAUGCGCCUGACGUCACCCGAUGGAAGACGCCAUAUCGAAGGACCAGUCAUCGUCAGGCCGACCUGCAACAUCUUUCAAGCUGUGCUGACAGCGGAGACGUCAAACUCUGGCUUCGCAGUACUGAACGUUAACCAUGACGGAUCAAUAUCUUACCAGGCAUACGCGUCCGGAAUGAACAGCGCACCCAUGGUGGUUGUCCUGGAAACGGACAGCCCGGCGGACAACGAGGUUCGCACCAUGGCUGCCUCGUACAACCCGCCCUUCGCGUACCACUGGACGAACGGCACAUUCACCCGCGGCACUAGCCAAGUGCUCGAGAUGCUGCUGACGGACGACUUGACUUUCAAGGUGCUCUCUGAAGGUCAGAGCGAACUGCGUGGCCGAGUGAAGCAGCGUCUCUACUCGGACGCCUUUCUCAGUGCAGAGGCUCCUGUGCUGCUCAUGUCCGAGGGUAACAGUUCGGCAGCGGGACAGGCGUGGCUCUCGGUUGACAAGUCGUGCAGGCUUCACUACUCGGUCUUCGUCUCGGGACUUGAGCCCAGCGAACGACACCUGCUCGAACUUCUCGAGAUCACGCCUGCAUACAACGUGAUGCCCAGUGCGCGCAGCGUCCAGAGGGUUCUCCAGAGGAUCACCGGAGACGAGCUGGAAGAUACCCUGGACGAACCGAGCGCGGCUACUCUCCACCGACUCAGCGGCGGGUCCUCAUACUUACUGGUCACAUCGAAGUCUGGAAAGUCCAAGCAAGUCGAGCUCCGAGGACACAUCAGAGAUAUUCGAAUUCCCGACAACUGCCUCCCCGAGCUCGCCAAGAGCGGAGUCAUCGGCGGGUCCGGAAACACGGCCGUGCCCGGCUAUUCUAGCGACGCCGGAGGUGGUGGUGAGAACAACGAGAUCUACCGAAUCGAGUCCAACCACAAGUGCUACUACGACGGCGAGGUGUUCGACGACGGGGCCCAGUGGACGGCGCGACACGAGGCUUGCGUCAUGUGCUCCUUACAGAGAGGCCGUCUGGUAUGUGACCCCGUCGUGUGCCCUGCCGUGCAAUGCCCCAAUGCAGUGACACUCCCAGGGGAAUGCUGCCCAACGUGCCAAGACGAGUCGGGUGGUCUGAACGCGACUUUCGCGCCGGGCGAGGCCCACUCUCCGCACGGUUGCUUCCUCGAGGGAGACAAGAAGUUCCACCUGGCCGGCUCCAAAUGGCACCCGUACAUCCCGCCCUUUGGCUUCAGCCGGUGCGCCGUCUGUACAUGCCAGCCAACGACGCUGACUGUGGAGUGUCGGCGCAUCACAUGCCCACCACUGAGUUGCUCUGAAAAGGAUGCUUACAGAGAGAACGCCCUGUCGUGUUGCAAGAAGUGUCCCAACGUGAUUCCCGUGAAAUCCCAAGAGGGAAGUGUCCCAACGCAGCUUCACGAUCAAGGAUCGAAAAAGACGCCAAAGGACAUUCUGUCAAGUGGAGGAUGUCAGUUUCAGCUACAAGUAUUCCACAAUGGAGAGGAGUGGCAUCCAACAGUACAGCCUUUUGGUGAAAUGAAGUGCAUUAGGUGCCACUGUAAGGAUGGCAAAUCUCGGUGCAGAAGGCAGCGGUGUGCCAAGCUGUCAUGCCCGAUAAAGUUCCAGAAAGAAGACGAGUGCUGUCCGCGCUGUGCUGACAACGGUGAGGGCCGAACCGGAGACAGACCUCCGCGGAGGACGGGACGCAAGCGCAAGACCCGGGGCGGGACGCCGUGGAACUGAGCCGGAGGCCAAUAUGGGUGUCCCUGCCAACACGGAUUGUCCCACUAAAACGCCGCCGGAAUGCGCCAACACAAGCAGCUGAGCGAACUAAAACGAGGGAGAGAGCAAGAACAAAGAGACGGGCGGUUGAAAAACCCUGGCAGCUGUACAUUCCACCGACCAACUUCCGGCCGAACGGAAGUGCCGAACACCGCCGCCGAGGGUGAACUCCCCGCCCACGUGACGACGACGACGACCGCUGCCCCUCUCUCGUCAGAUCGCUGGCUUUCGCCGCCCCCUUUAAACAUUCGCACCGGAACAUUGUGUGCCCCCUCCAGUUUCAAUCGACUGCAAGGAUCGACUCAGAUUUGAUACAUAUCCGCCCAGAAUGGCGGUGCGCUGUUUUCUUUUUCUCACCAGUCGCAACCGGCCACGCCAUGCGUGGUAGGUGGCAGUGAAGUGGGGGAGAGUGGUGUGAUCGAAGGAACAACAUGUGAGGAUGAGGGCAUCGUCAGUCAUAUCUACCGCGUUAGCUGCGCUGGUGGCUUGUUCUUCUUGUGGUGCUGCGUGCCGAACUAAGCCUGCCUGGCUGCUUCGAUGGAUACUUUCUGUUAUUUUGUUUCGACACGAAUGCCUCUAGCUACCACGUGCUCCCCUCGCUACCGCCGAACCCUCCCUCUCUCUCUCUUCUGCCAGUGUUACGAGACGUUGUUCAGUGCGCGAACGGCAGAACACGGAGGAGUGGGAGAGGUACGACCGACUGGAGCGAAGCAGGAGUGAAGCGGAGACGGAAUACUCAAAAUACCAGCUGCGAACUUUGACUAAUCCAGCUUAUGUCGCCAUCUACGCAAGCCAAAGUUUCCACCACGAGCUUCGUCCAACAUUGUGAAAAAAAGAAACAAAGAAGUGCGACAGCGAUGACGACGCUCUUCUCCUUUGACUCUCUUGUCUCUGUGCAACUGUGUACGGAGUGUCCGUAUAAUGUAGAACAGUGUCCGCAUUAACGAAAAAAAAAGUGUGGUAUGAAAAGUGUCAUGGCGCUUGUGAGAGUACGAUAACGGACACGUUGCUAAAUGCCCGUUUUCUUGACAGAUCUUUUCAGUAUCUUUUUUUUCGGGUUAUGAUAACGGAGGUCUUUACAGAGAUCACGGCAGCUACUUGUCGAGGAAAUGUCUUCAAGUGAAGUUCACUUAUGAAACUGCUUAUGCACUACAUUAUUUAUGCAUUUCAUAUCCGAAGCCCUCUUUAUGAAAAUCUUUAGGCGGCUCUUGGCGACAGAUUAGACCGUGACAUCACUGAUUUACGGUUGUGUCUUACACUAAAACAAGUGUUAACACUUAUAAACUGCAAUGCGGAAACUGCAAUAGACCAAAGACUAGACGAGGCUGUAGAUUACACUGAGCUGAAUAGGUCUCAUAUCUUGUUCGUCUGCUCUUCUUUUCCUGCUGUGGCUCCAACCUCGAAAUACCAACUAGUUGAGUGCACCGCAAAAAUGUUUUGCAAAGCAAAACAUUCGUGUAUACUUAAUGCAUACGAUGACUAUUUCGCAAAAUAAUUAUCGGCGAUGCUUUCACUUUACCGGACGAAGGAAACUUCGUCAAAUUUAGCGUCAUGAUAAAUGAUAACGCUAUACUAUAGAUGCUGUUCUCAUGCACGAUCAACUACUACACUAAAAAAAAGCAUAUCACUUCGCUUGUGAUUACGGGUCGAAAUAAUUCAGGAUAACUGCUUUUUAACUGCGCUAUUCCUUGGUCAAACGCGUUUGCCAAGCGUACUUUCUAAGCAAGGUCGGCGAUGCCGUACUUGAUAUGCAAACGCGUCAGAAUGAUGUUAGCACGUGACCUUUUUUCAUAGCGCCCAGCCACAUUAUGUUGUUGUGUACAGGGUGCGUAACUGCUUGCGGUAGCUACGCAGCAACAAUUAAAACAUUGCCUAACGAGGAAGCAUGUGCCAAUUUUUACCAAGAUGGUAAUUUUUUGUCGUUGCUGUUUCCGAAUGUUUGCACCGAUGACGAUGCCUUGUCAAAAUGCACUUGCCGUGUGAAAGCAGCGCUAAUACAACCGGUUCACUUCUUGAUCAGUGUGUUGCAUGUGCUCCUCUUUAGGUUAGCAUCAAAGCAGAAACCUGUUUUGCGCAACGCAUGGUGGAAAGGUGAACUGCCCUGAGUGAAAUGACAUUGGAUCUCUUCCGAAUAAAGCGCGUACAUACCUACUGAAGCGCUCAGUAUGCCGUUACAAUAUCGCCGCAUGUUUCCAUGAGGUCCUUACGGAAAUAUACGCAUUCUCUAGGGAAACAUACGGAAUUAUUGGAUGACAUAAGGAAGAUUUCAGUACGGACGUAUUGUCUAGUUGCUGCAUUCACAGUAAGGUGGCUUCGUGGAAGUACAGCUGUGUUCACAGAGACGACAAGAACAAAGAACGAACCAGCGACACCAUCGUAUAUAUCGCACGGUGGUGCCCUCUACUGUGUUUCGCACGUCAAUGGCGCCCUGUAACGUAACUCUCCAGGAGUGGUGGUGAAGCAUCCACGCUGUCCAACGACCUUUGACUCGUUCUUUUUGCGAUAGCUCGGAUGAAAUGAUCGCAGUUAAAGCUAUCGCUGAACUCGAUAAUCAGCGCAAAGAAAGUCGCCGGAUGUUGCAUUUCUCCGAGAUCUUGAAACUUGUUGUAUUCUGUGCGCGUCUGACUUGCAAUUUUAUCUGUGUCAUUGUUUUAUUGUGUUUCUUUUUAAGUUGACGCAGCCCCAACGUGCAGCUGAGAUUUUAUUUAGAGGAAGCCUUACAGCGAGACAUUUUUCGUUUUUCUUGAAACGUAAGAAAAAAGGACAAGGCGUGAGUCACAUAUUUGUACGAGACGCAUCCAGCGAAUCAAUGCGACUUAAGAGACGGCGAUAUACGGUAACAUCUUUCUCUUGCGGCAACUAGCACCAUAGUUGCUCGUGUGUAUCUAUUUCGAACAAGAUGAUUCGCGAGAUCAGCCGGUCACUCAAUCAUUUAGUAUUUAUCAGUUACUGCAGACAGAAAAAAAAUUUUGCGUCCGAAUACGGCUUCCUCUGAUUACGCGGCAUUCAUUUUGCAGUUGUGCGUUUCAGUAUGGGUACUGUUUACGUAAUGAGUUCAUUUAACGAUGUACAUUUUGUGUAAACAUGAAUCCUUACGCGAGAAAUAUCUGACCUCGGGCACCCGGAACAUAGCAGUUCCAUCGCAGCUUUAAUAAUUUUUUUUGUCCAUGUACGAGUCGUUUGUUUUACGCUGAUUAAUGACACAAAUACGUAGGGCGUGGGCGCGCAUGUUGCCUCAUUUGUUAUUUAUUAUGUUACUCUCAUUCGCCCAUGGUGAUUAAAAAGACAUGCGCCCUGCUGUGAGUUUUAUUUUGUGUUACCUUUCUGCUUAGCUUUUCUUUAAUUUCUUGUUUCUUUUUUUUUUGUGAACGCCUUCGUGUACAUUCAGCUUGCAUUCAUCUAGCAAAACUCUGCGAAACGUUUAAUCCCUGUGAGACGGAAAUCCAGAUGAAGCAUUAAUCUGUAUUAAUAUUUCAAAUAUUUACAAAUAUUUCUGCAUGAAAUGGGCGGCGAAUUAGUUACCUACACAAAUCUUCUAAUGUAAUCACCAAAGCAGUCAGUGUCGCAACUAAUAAUCUAAACAUAACUUUCAGAUCAAGAGAGAAAUAUGAGGUUAUGUAAAUACUACGGCGGUGUCUAUCACUGCUCGGCAUUGGCAGUUAUCAAGAACUAAAAACUGUCAGAAAUUUAUUCGAAAAUAUAACACAGUAGGCAUACACGCGAGCUGCUUAUGUCGUAAAGUGUAAACUUGACUGUUAUUUGAAUUCCGUUUAAAUGCAAGAAAAAUAGAGUAACAUCUGUUCCCAAUUUAUCUAGAUGUGCACAGCAGAAGAUAUGCAGCUACACUUUCAGCAUCGCUGAUGUAUAUUACAUUGUUUCCUUACAAGCUACUUUCUCUCUCUCUAUCUCAUACUUCUGUGCAGUUAAAAGCAUUUUGAAUGCACACAACCAUCUUCACAUCUACUUCGAUACUUAGCGUGUACGGCAAGACCGAGGUUGUCUUGAAGCCUGAGCACGGGCAGUUGUUUGUUUGCCUUUCCCGUUCGGAACUUCAGGUGUACAGAAGCAAAAGCGUGCAGUGUAUAUGCCUGCUUAUCAAGCUGUGCUAGACGUCAUUCUUAAAACCUCACCCUGCUUGGUAUUUGGCGGGUGCAGAAAUAUGUCGCGAACAAAAAAACAAUGCGGUGUCAGUCUGUUGCCAUGAAUGUGCCAACUUUGUCGAAACACAGGAAACAGUGGUAAGGUUGUGCUGAAACUCAGCACUGCCUUUUAGAGCAGGCGGCUGCUUUUUUUUAUUUGUUUUGUUUUUUGUUUCUGGACGCUGGCAUGGCCCUGUAUUUUCAGCUAUCGGGUCCCUAUGAAUUUAGCAGCGCGUAUAUUGGCGAACGCCAACUGACAGACGCAGCUGACUCAGAGUCCUAAGAAAGCGAAAUACGCGUUAUAAAAAUUAUGAAUAACGCGUUAAUCAACAACAGCUUGUCAAAUAUGAAUUCAUCUUGUCAGUGUAAUCAUCUAUAAAAACAUCUCUUUUGUUUUUUUUUGUGCGAACCUACAGUGGUCUCAAACAGUGCUUCGAACGAUGCUUUCGAUUGUCGCGCGCUUUAUUUAUAUUAUACGUGAUGAUUGUUUUGUUCUUGAACGCGCCUCUUUUUUCAAUAUGUCCGGCACAAAGUAUGAAGCAUGAGCUGUAUUGUUCUGCCAUAACUGAAUGCCCAUCUUGUAGAAUCUUCGUCGACUGCUUGCCUUGAUCAUCGUGUUUUCCUUGUCUUGUUAAUUGAAUCGCUUUUAGAGAAGGGUGCCCGUGAUUAUGUGGGUUUUUUUUCGGAUGGAGAAGAGGGAGUAAAAACGUGAGAGUGAGUAAUAAUGAAGAUAACUAAAAGUUAUUAUUGAGAAUAAAAUAAAGUAACUAUUGUUUGUC